This is a messenger RNA of Miniopterus natalensis, 1717 nucleotides long. The record is from RefSeq and is a predicted model, not a curated record. Lineage: Eukaryota; Metazoa; Chordata; Mammalia; Chiroptera; Miniopteridae.
AAAAUUGAGUCAUUUCUUCUUCUCCCUCUUUGCUUCCCCACCCUGCAAAUUUUAAAACAGCCAAAACCAAAACAAAACCUGAAACAGCAAAAUGUUUAAUUCUUGUUUGUUGUUCUAAUGGUGAAAUACUGCAGGGACACAGAAUCGGACUUUUAUUUCAUUUCUGAUGCGUCGAAAUGUCAAUGCAAAUUGCAAGUCUGUUGUAUUUUGUUUGUUUCUCUUGCGUGUUGCUUCUAUGGAAAAAACAGCAGUCCUCCGCUGCCCAAAGUGUGUAAAAUGCCUCCUUCAUAACCUGAGACUUACUUUCAUUUUCUAGGUGCUGGAGAGUCUGGUAAAAGCACCAUUGUGAAGCAGAUGAGGAUCCUGCAUGUUAAUGGGUUUAAUGGAGAGGGCGGCGAAGAGGACCCGCAGGCUGCCAGGAGCAACAGCGAUGGUAGUGAGAAGGCCACCAAAGUGCAGGACAUCAAAAACAACCUGAAGGAGGCCAUUGAAACCAUCGUGGCCGCCAUGAGCAACCUGGUGCCGCCCGUGGAGCUGGCCAACCCCGAGAACCAGUUCCGCGUGGACUACAUUCUGAGCGUGAUGAACGUGCCGGACUUUGAUUUCCCUCCCGAAUUCUACGAGCACGCCAAGGCUCUGUGGGAGGACGAGGGAGUCCGAGCCUGCUACGAGCGCUCCAACGAGUACCAGCUGAUUGACUGUGCCCAGUACUUCCUGGACAAGAUUGAUGUCAUCAAGCAGGAUGACUAUGUCCCCAGCGAUCAGGACCUGCUUCGCUGCCGUGUCCUGACUUCUGGAAUCUUUGAGACCAAGUUCCAGGUGGACAAAGUCAACUUCCACAUGUUUGAUGUGGGCGGCCAGCGUGACGAACGCCGCAAAUGGAUCCAAUGCUUCAAUGAUGUGACUGCCAUCAUCUUCGUGGUAGCCAGCAGCAGCUACAACAUGGUCAUUCGGGAGGACAACCAGACCAACCGCCUGCAGGAGGCUCUGAACCUCUUCAAGAGCAUCUGGAAUAACAGAUGGCUGCGCACCAUCUCUGUGAUUCUGUUCCUCAACAAGCAAGACCUGCUCGCUGAGAAAGUCCUUGCUGGAAAAUCGAAAAUUGAGGACUACUUUCCAGAAUUUGCUCGCUACACUACUCCUGAGGAUGCGACUCCCGAGCCCGGAGAGGACCCACGCGUGACCCGGGCCAAGUACUUCAUCCGCGAUGAGUUUCUGAGAAUCAGCACUGCCAGUGGAGAUGGGCGUCACUACUGCUACCCCCACUUCACCUGCGCUGUGGACACCGAGAACAUCCGCCGUGUGUUCAACGACUGCCGCGACAUCAUCCAGCGCAUGCACCUCCGUCAGUAUGAGCUGCUGUAAGAAGGGAACCCCCAAAUUUAAUUAAAGCCUUAAGCACAAUUAAUUAAAAGUUCAAUGUAAUUGUACACGCAGUUAAUCACCCACCAUAGGGCAUGAUUGACAAAGCAACCUUUCCUUUCCCCUCCGAAUGGUUUUGCGAAACCCCUUUUCCCUUUCAGCUUGCUUAAAUAUUCCAAAUUUAGAAAGCUUAAGGCGGCCUUCAGAUAAAGAAAAAGAAAAAAAGGCCAAAAUGGUUCCCUCUCUCUUUGAGUAACUAAAAUUAACAGCAGCAAACAGAAAUAAAUGAAUUAAAUGAAUUAAAUAUUGUCUUGUGCAGCAUUAAAAAAUCAAUAAAAAUUAAAAAUGAGCAAAG